Suricata suricatta (meerkat) is the source of this 2367-nucleotide messenger RNA. RefSeq names its product ribosomal protein L15 (gene RPL15). Gene Ontology annotation, molecular function: structural constituent of ribosome; RNA binding. Gene Ontology annotation, biological process: cytoplasmic translation. The record is from RefSeq and is a predicted model, not a curated record. Gene Ontology annotation, cellular component: ribosome; cytosolic large ribosomal subunit. The transcript has 4 exons. Lineage: Eukaryota; Metazoa; Chordata; Mammalia; Carnivora; Herpestidae. The coding region runs from base 118 to 732 and encodes 204 amino acids.
ACAUCUUUUCAACGGAAAAAGGCUCGCCGAUGUGGGGGAGGAGCCCAAAAGGGAUUGUGGGAGAAAGGCUCUUUCCUUUCCGUCUGGCGGCAGCCAUCAGAUCAAAGGUAACCCAAGAUGGGCGCUUACAAGUACAUCCAGGAGCUAUGGAGGAAGAAGCAGUCGGAUGUAAUGCGCUUUCUUCUCAGGGUGCGCUGCUGGCAGUAUCGCCAGCUCUCUGCGCUCCACAGGGCCCCCCGCCCCACCCGCCCCGAUAAAGCGCGCAGGCUGGGGUACAAGGCCAAGCAAGGUUAUGUCAUAUAUCGGAUUCGAGUGCGCCGCGGUGGCCGCAAACGCCCCGUUCCUAAGGGUGCUACCUAUGGCAAGCCUGUCCAUCAUGGUGUCAACCAGCUCAAGUUUGCCCGAAGCCUUCAGUCUGUUGCAGAGGAGCGAGCUGGACGCCACUGUGGGGCUCUGAGAGUCUUGAAUUCUUACUGGGUUGGCGAAGAUUCCACCUACAAAUUCUUCGAGGUUAUCCUUAUUGAUCCAUUCCAUAAAGCUAUUAGAAGAAAUCCUGACACCCAGUGGAUCACCAAACCGGUCCACAAGCACAGGGAGAUGCGAGGGCUGACGUCUGCAGGCCGCAAGAGCCGUGGCCUUGGAAAAGGUCACAAGUUCCACCACACUAUUGGUGGUUCUCGCCGUGCGGCUUGGAGAAGACGCAAUACUCUCCAGCUCCACCGUUACCGUUAAUACAAGUAAUGUUUGUAAAAUUCUUACCUAAUAAACAAUUUAGGACAGUCAUGUCUGCUUAAAAGUGUUCUUUAAUUUGUCUGUUAAAAAAUUAGUUGUCUGGAGAUUGUUCAAUGAAUGCAUUGUCAAAUUCUGAAAGUUAAAGUGCAAUAAUGUUUGAAGACUAUAAGUGAUGGUGUAUCUUGUUUCUAAUAAGAUAAACACUUGUGUCUUUGCUUUAUCUUAUUAGGGAGUUUAUAUGUCAGUGUUUAAAAUGCUGUUUGGUAUAAUAGGUGUAAAAUAAAUUCUGUAAAAGUGGAAUGCAGAAGUUAGCCAUGUAGAUUUGUUGGUGCAUGUAAUGAAACCUACAGCUUCAUUGGGGUGAUGUUAUGCUCUGUUGGCUUACUCUCAAAUGGCUGUUCUUAGAGGGUUGGUAAGAACAAACUUUAAAUUGGAUUUUGGCUUGGAAAUAUGAAGAAUAUCCUAAUCUUUUAUGGUCAUAUGCAGAAAAAUGUUAACGAGGAACCACAUUUUUAGGUUGAAUCAGGAUACUCGAUUCACAUAACUGCUGCUCUGAAAGAAUAGUUAAAAGUGCCAGCAUUUUUAGGUGAAUUGAAUAAACCUUUUGCAAGAGGAUUCUCUUAGAAAUGAAAUUCCUCCUUAACCAAAGCAAAAUUGCCUUGGCCUACUCGGAACCAUAGAGUAUCACAUAAAAGAUGGAGGCUCCUAGUUCAAGUCCAUGACUCCAUGGGAUCUGUAGAAUACUGAAUUUUCUACAAAGCAGUAAUAUUUACACUGGUCUGUAUUAAAACUGGUGGAAAUUGAACAUUAGGUAAAUGAGAAGACUACCUUAGGAUUGGUAAGCUAGUAACCCAUCUAAAGCUAAGAUUGGAAAACUGGUAGCUAUCAGGUAACCUUUUAAUUGUGGAGGAUAAAAAAAAUUGGUGUUAAAUGGUGUUCGUGACCAUUUUGAACCCACUAGUAAAGUACAUUGUUGCUUUUUCCAAGUCCUAUGUCCUCAACCCACCUUACUCAUUCCCACAGGCUACUGAGAAGUCAAGUAGUUGGGGUCAGUACAAGUUUAUAAUCCUUUUGUAUUGUCCACAGUCAAUUCUCAUCUUUCCCCUUAACCCCUCAAAAUCGUGGCCAUUCCAUAAACUUGCCAGGCCAUCAUUUAUGCUCCGCUUGAUAAGCUUUCCACCACAUUCUGCUUCUGUUGUCUUCCUUCCAGUAGAUGAGGUUUGUUUCCCAGGGUGAACUUGAGUGUGUAGGAAAUACAGAAGAGGAAUUGUCCCAGUUCUAAGUUGGCUCGUUUAAUCUAGUUUUGAUUUCAAAAUCUAAUUGCUGGUUUUACUUGAACCAAUUCUGUUUUUUCCCAAGGGUUUUAGGCUGAGAUGAUUUCCAGAAAACAGGCUUUAAAAACUCUUGAGAUCUAAAUUUCUUUGCACUCAGAGAUCUUAAACCAUAUAUAUUUUGUGUGUAGAGGUGGUUCAACUAAAGGAAUAAAUGUUCAUUAAAACAAAUGGACCUGCUACCUUUUGUCACCUAAUAAUAUACUUUAAAGAAGCAAACCAAGUACCCUUAUCUACCAAAAAUUGUAAUGGCAGAAACAGUCAAUUUGAGAGGAAAUAAAAUGUAUAGUACUUAGUCUUGAAA